This is a messenger RNA of Meyerozyma guilliermondii ATCC 6260, 1143 nucleotides long. Its product is annotated as Golgi transport complex subunit. Bases 1 to 1143 code for a protein of 380 amino acids. Gene Ontology annotation, biological process: intra-Golgi vesicle-mediated transport. The transcript has a single exon. Gene Ontology annotation, cellular component: COG complex. The record is from RefSeq and is a predicted model, not a curated record. NCBI's taxonomy places the organism in Eukaryota, Fungi, Ascomycota, Pichiomycetes, Serinales, Debaryomycetaceae.
AUGGCUGACCUAGAAGACUUCGAGUCGUAUCUAGACCCCGAUUUCAACGCAUCCAAAUUCUCCAAUGACCUCAUAUGUGCUACCAAUGAAGCAGACACUGAUGAACUCGAUAUAGGCACGUCAAUGAAGAAACUUAAAUUCGACAUUCAAGAAUGUGACAAAAGAAUGACAUCAAUUGCAUCGUCCAACUACGAGCCGCUCGUAGCAAUUUGCUCCCAGGUGGGCCCAACCAAAGACUAUGCCAACGAAACACUAAAACCACUGGUGGACAGGUUGGUAAGUGCAUUCGACAAGAUCAAAAGUGGCAUAUUGGUGCCGUACGAAGAAGCCUUAGAAUCCAAGCAAGCUCUUAAACGACUCCAUAGUACGCUAGACUUGCUCCGAAGAACUAGCUACUUUUUAUUUUUGAUCCAACAGUUCGACGAAUUGAACCAGGACGGAGAUCGUGAUGAUGUUCGACUAGCUAAAUUGUACCUCCAACUCGGGCAGCUUUACGAAAACGAAAAAGAAUAUGGAGGAAACAGUGAAAUGCCCAGCGUCUUGUCUGUAAAGUUGGUGAGAGACUACCAAUCUACAUUCUUGACGUCACGACUCAACUUCAUUUCAAAGUGCCAACUGAAAAUUUCAGAGGACUUCAACCACCAAAGUACUUUUACCUACACAAACAAGGGUUUGACAUCCAGAAUAGCGGCAUUAUAUAUAUUGGAUUCGAAAAAGGCAUUCAGUUCUGUUGAGUCUGGUGCUUUUAGUCGCCAAGUACUGAUAUCUCUUGGCCUUUUGACUCGGUCUCUUCAAUCGCCCAGAAACUUCACGACUAUAGCGAACGAAGUAUUUGACACUUCCAAAACCUUCUUGGAAAAGCUUACUAAAGUUGUUGCGGCUGUUCGUGUUGAACCAGAGUUCUUGGGUUCAUUUCUCACAUCAGUCAAUCAGAAAUCUUUGGCAGACUUAUAUUGGGAUCAACUAGCUUUAGGAUUCAAACGUUCAGUGGCAUCAACUAUGGCACGCGGAGGACCAAUCGCAAAGAAUCUAAGACUAUACCAUGAAGGAAUAAAAAAGGCAAUUGUGACCACAUUCGAAGAUGAAAGUGUUGCAGAACGAUUAAAUGAAGGUGUUGACCUUAUAGUAUCACGCCAACAAUGA